Hevea brasiliensis (rubber tree) is the source of this 5787-nucleotide messenger RNA. RefSeq lists its product as uncharacterized. The transcript has 15 exons. The record is from RefSeq and is a predicted model, not a curated record. Bases 279 to 5099 code for a protein of 1606 amino acids. Gene Ontology annotation, biological process: protein deubiquitination. Lineage: Eukaryota; Viridiplantae; Streptophyta; Magnoliopsida; Malpighiales; Euphorbiaceae. Gene Ontology annotation, molecular function: cysteine-type deubiquitinase activity; protein binding.
UCUUUCCAUUUCCCUCAUCAAGCCUCUCUUCUUCUUCUUCUUCUUCUUCCUUUGUCGCUCAUCUUCCGCUCUCUUCCUAGAUUUCAUCGCCUGCCCCAUCUCCUCCACUCACCGUUGCCGUCGCUGGCAACUCUAUUCCAAUUCCCACUUACCCCUGCAUUUUUCCCCUCUCCAGUAAGUCUUUCCUUUUUUCUUCUCUCUACAACCAAUACACAUUUUAUUUGUACAUAGAGACGGUUAUAUGCAUCAUGAUCAGAUUGUUGUAAUAAACGCUACUGAUGGGGCAUAAGAAGCGCAACCCCACUGCUCGUUCAAGACAACUUCCGGCGGUAGCUGAUGAAGCUGAGAAUCUGAGUAAUCUUUCCAUUGCCAAGAUCGAACCGUCUAUUUCUCCUGAAUCAGACGUAUCCUCUUACUCGAAAAUCAAGAUUGAAUGUGAGCGGGCCUUGACGGCCCUCCGCCGCGGCAAUCACACCAAAGCCCUCCGUCUCAUGAAGGAGUCGGGUAUGCGGCACGGUGAUAACUCGCCGCACGCAGCCCUAAUUUACCGUGUGCAGGGUACGGUCUCUGUAAAGCUGGCCUCGAUAAUCGAUGACCCCAACGCUAAACAGCGGCAUUUGAAGAACGCGAUCGAUGCCGCCCGUAGAGCAGCUUUAUUGUCUCCGAACUCGAUAGAAUUCGCGCAUUUCUACGCUAAUUUGCUCUACGAGGCCGCAAAUGAUGGGAAGGAUUACGAGGAGGUUAUGAAAGAGUGUGAACGUGCCUUGGAUAUCUUGAACCCGAUUGAUCCUGCCAAGGAGAGCUUGCAAGACGAGAGCCAGCAGAAGAUAACAACUGCGGAAGCGAGGAUUACUCAUGUGCAGAGUGAGCUGAGGAGCUUGAAACAGAAAUCGAGCAUUGCUUCAAUUUCGACUUGGAUGAAGAACUUAGGGACUGGGGAAGAAAUUAGAUUGAUACCCAUACGGAGAGCCACCGAGGAUCCUAUGGAGCUUAGGUUAUUGCAAACUAGGAGGCCCAAUGAGAUUAAAAAGGCUACAAAGACGCCUGAAGAGAGGCGGAAAGAGAUCGAAGUUAGGGUCGCUGCUGCCAGAUUAUUGCAGCAGAAAUUAGAGAGUAGUUCGGGACACAAUGACGGUGAGCGGGGUGAAAAGGGAGUGGAAGCGCCAUCAGGGAAUGAUAAGAGAGGAGAGAGGAGGAAGUAUGGGUUUAAUGUGAGGAAGAGUGGUACCAACAAGGAUAGGAAGGAUUGGGUGCGGUCAUAUUGGAACUCAAUGAGCAUGGAAAUGAAGAGGGAUUUAUUAAAAAUUACGGUCUGUGAUUUGAAGAGUUAUUUUGGGUCAUCCAAGGAUGGUUUGGCUAGUGAGGUUUUAAAUGAGGCAUUGGCAUUUGCAGAGGAGAAUAAGGCAUGGAGGUUUUGGAUGUGUUGUAGAUGCCUUGAGAAGUUUGCAGAUUCUGAGAGUCAUAUACAUCACGUUAUGCAAGAGCAUAUGGGGAACCUUAUGCCUAAAAUGCAAGCAGUUUUGCCCCAGAGUGUUGACAAUGAGUGGAUUGAGAUGAUUCUUAAUUGUUCUUGGAAACCACUGGAUAUCUCCUCUGCAGUCAAGAUGCUUGGAAGUCAAGGGAAAUGCCAAGAUGCAGACAUUGUUGAGGAUUUUUACUCGGGGAGUCAUAAUGAGGAGUGUGAUGAUUGCUUCAAUGAUGCGUGGGAUUCUUCUCCAAAGAAGGAAAAUUCAAGGGAUGGCUAUAAUGAUUUUACUAAAGGGAGCAAUGAUGCAGAUAGAGUUUCCAGUAUUGAGUGCAAAGAGUGUGAUGGAAACCAGGGUUCUAUGGCAUACUCUAUUGAUAGCUGGCCGCUAUCAGAGGACUCUGAGAGAGGAAAGCUCCUUGAAAAAAUUCGUGCUGUAUUUGAGGCACUUAUUAAACGCAAGUAUCUUGCUGCAAGCCAUCUAAACAAGGUGAUACAACUUACAAUGGAUGAGCUACAGACUCUUGCUUCUGGUUCUCAGCUUCUAAACCAUGGCGUGGACCAGACACCCUUGUGCAUUUGCUUUUUGGGAGCAUCACAGCUUAAAAAGAUCCUUAAAUUCUUGCAGGAACUGUCUCAUUCUUGUGGUUUAGGAAGAUAUUCUGAAAAAAGUAGUACAAUAGAUGAUGUAAGUGCUACUCAAAGUCCUGAGAUAAAAGAGAAAAUUGUUCUUGAUGGUGAUGUGUUGUGUAUCUACCUUGAUGAAUGUCUAUUGCAAUCUGAAUGUGCUCCUGGCAAAUGUCUUCCUGAUAAUAUGGCCACAGCAACUUCUACUAAUGUUGGCCAUGGAAAUGGGAUUCUACCUGAUGUUGAUGCUUUGCUCUCAUGGAUAUUUGCAGGGCCCUCUAGUGGGGAGCAAUUGCAAUCAUGGGUGCGUACAAAGGAAGAGAAAGUGCACCAGGGAGUGGAAAUUCUUCAGACACUUGAGAAGGAGUUUUACCACCUUCAGAGCCUUUGUGAGAGAAAAUGUGAGCAUUUAAGCUACGAGGAAGCAUUGCAGGCUGUGGAGGAUCUCUGUCUUGAAGAAACUAAGAAAGGGGAAACUGAUACACAUGAUCGUAGCUGCUAUGAAUAUGCACUUAGAAGGCGGAGGGAUGAUCUUGUCGAGAAUGAAAAUGAUGCUUUUUUUAAUAGCAGUCGGAUUGAGUUAGAUGUCAUAGCAAAUGUAUUAAAAGAAGCAGAAGAUCUGAAUGGCAAUCAAUUUGGAUAUGAGGAUACUUACAGUGGUAUGAGUUCUGGGUUGUGUGACUUGGAAUCUGGUGAAGUCAAUAAUUGGAAAACCAAGGACAAUGUGCAUCAAAUGGACACUUGUAUACAAGUUGUGAUUCGGAGACAGAAACACCAGUUAUCAGUAGAGCUGAGCAAAAUUGAUGCUCGAAUCAUGCGAAAUGUAACUGGGAUGCAGCAGUUGGAACUCAAACUUGAACCUGUUUCUGCCUAUGAUUAUCUGUUGAUAUUAUUACCUUUAUUGAAGUCAUACAUGAGGGCACGUUUGGAGGAUUUAGCUGAGAAGGAUGCCACAGAGAAGUCUGAUGCUGCAAGAGAAGCAUUUUUAGCAGAACUGGCACUUGAUUCUAAGAAGAUUGCUAGAGGAGGAAGUGAUAAUUUGAGAAAUACACAGGAGAAGGCAAAGGAUAAAAAAAAGAACAGAGAAUACAGGAAAAGCAAAGAUUCAAAGGCUAUUUUUGGCAAUGAGCAGCAUUUGCUUCAUGAUGAGACUGCUGAGGAAAGUUCCUUUCCAGUUCCAUCCGGUGGUGAUCCGGAUUCUGAGAUUCCUUUUUCAGUGAGUUGCGAGGACUUGAAACAACAGGAGGAAGAAUGUAGACGUAAAAUUGAGCUUGAAGCAGAGGAAAGAAAACUAGAAGAAACCCUGGAGUAUCAAAGACGAAUUGAGAAUGAGGCUAAACUGAAGCACCUUGCUGAACAACAACAUAAGAAAUCCAAUCAAACAUUUCCAGAAAAGGUGGCUGGACUGCCUGAUAAUUAUUUGGAAUGUGGUGCUGAUGAUGCACAUGAGCCAUUGGAACCUUUGACAUUUAAGAAUGGGUUUCCCAAUGAUAUAGAAGUCAUGCCUAUGGUGGAUAGUGCGGCAAUGCCAGUCAAAUCUUCAAUAUCUAGUAAUGAAAUGAAUAGUUUUACUCAUAACACAAACGUAAACGAAGUUCCAACUAAUCAAGGAACAGCAGAUGAUAGUCUUUUGCCUUCUGACUGGCGGACAAGAAGGAAAGGUAGGCGGCAGAAGAGUUCCACUAGAUCUUUUGAUGGAAAAUUUCAGCCAGUUUCAUUAGAAAAGAAUAAUGUUGAAGUUGGAAGUGUUAAUCCUAAUAUAGGGGACAAUGGAACUAGGACAUUGAGACAAUUACAGGCAGAGGAGGAUGAUGAGGAAAGGUUUCAAGCUGACCUUAAAAAGGCUGUGCGCCAAAGCCUUGACACAUUCCAAGUGCGUCAGAAAACACCCUUGAUUUCAAGUUUGGGGAUGCCAGAAAAUAUACCUCUGGAAGUUAACGGUUCUGGUGUUUCACCGAAUGAAAUUCCAAUUGAAAAUGUGAAUGAAACUGAUGUGGUUGGUACAGGCCUGCAGAAUGACGUUGGUGAAUACAAUUGUUUUCUGAACGUUAUCAUACAGUCCUUAUGGCAUUUAAGACGGUUUCGAGAGGAGUUCUUGCAGAGAUCAACAUCAGAGCAUGAUCAUGUGGGGGACCCCUGUGUUGUCUGUGCAUUGUAUGAUAUCUUCACUGCUCUGAGCACAGCAUCUACAGAUAUGCGAAGAGAAGCUGUUGCUCCUACAUCUCUGAGGAUAGCUCUGAGCAACUUGUAUCCCGAUAGUAAUUUCUUCCAGGAGGCUCAGAUGAAUGAUGCAUCUGAAGUAUUGGCUGUAAUAUUUGAUUGCCUUCAUCGAGCAUUUACUUCCGGUUCAAGUGUUUCUGAUUCUGAUUCAGUGGAAAGCAACGCCAUGGGGUCUUGGGAUUGUACAAACAAUGCUUGUUUAGCGCAUUCUCUUUUUGGAAUGAAUAUUUUUGAACAAAUGAAUUGCUAUAGCUGUGGUUUGGAGUCCAGGCAUCUGAAGUACACUUCUUUCUUUCAUAAUAUAAAUGCCAGUGCCCUCCGGACAAUGAAGGUCAUGUGUUCUGAAAACUCUUUUGACGAGCUAUUAAAUCUAGUAGAGAUGAAUCAUCAAUUAGCUUGUGAUCCUGAUGUUGGUGGUUGUGGGAAGCUUAACUAUAUCCAUCAUAUUCUGUCGACUCAACCACAUGUUUUUACAGCAGUUCUGGGAUGGCAAAAUACAUGUGAAAGUGUUGAGGAUAUAGCAGCAACAUUGGCAGCUCUUAGCACGGAGAUAGAUAUCAGCGUUCUGUACCGUGGUCUAGAUCCAAAAAACAUGCAUAGCUUGGUUUCAGUGGUAUGCUAUUAUGGGCAACAUUAUCAUUGCUUUGCCUAUAGUCAGGAGCAUGAACGAUGGAUUAUGUAUGAUGACAAGACUGUCAAGGUGAUUGGGAGCUGGGCGGAUGUUCUUUCCAUGUGUGAAAGAGGACACUUGCAACCUCAGGUUCUUUUCUUUGAAGCUACAAACUAGUGGUUAGUGGAACUUAUCGAAUUAUUCUCUACACAAGAGAGCACUGAGUUCGGCAUGGCUUGACAUUUGAUUGCUGUAUGGGGUGAGAUUUUUGUAGUGAUGCAUUGCGGCUUUGCCCUGACACAGUUCAUAUGAUGAAACAUACAGCUUUGUUUUGAAGAACUUGUAAGUUUUGAUACAAGCCUUCUCAGGGAAGAAUAACAAAUCAAGAGAAUUUUCUUUUGGCUUGAAGAAAUCAGUAACACAAGAGACUGAAGGUGUAAAUUUUUGGUACUCUUGCAUCAGAAAACUUUUGACAGGGUAAUGGAGAUUUUUGCAUGGAAUUUUCAUGGAUCUGUCCAAUAAGGUGGUUUGGUUGAGAAAAAGAGCAGCAUUUUCCUGGUUACCUGCCUGUGAAUGCAUUGAAAGAACUUAUGAUGCUUCUCAUGAGACAAAUAAUGAUCGGUUAUUGCCAGGAGCAUAUACUAAAGCAAUUGUAAGUGGGGAAUUAAGUUAAAAUUAGAUCGAAACUCUCUUCUGGAUGAACAAUUUUUCAGAAUUUUUGCCCCUUUAGAAGAGGUUCUGUAUAGGUCACAUCAUGGUCCCUUAGAUUUUCUAACUUUCCACAGGCAGCUUAUUGUUGUUGAAUAUGAUCAUAUCAUAUAACGAGAAUGGGGAAUUAAUAGUAAAUUUGUUUCUUUUUUAGUUA